Messenger RNA from Macrobrachium nipponense, 3016 nucleotides. RefSeq lists its product as uncharacterized. Gene Ontology annotation, molecular function: protein dimerization activity; E-box binding; DNA-binding transcription factor activity, RNA polymerase II-specific. The coding region runs from base 7 to 1923 and encodes 638 amino acids. Gene Ontology annotation, biological process: sensory organ development; positive regulation of transcription by RNA polymerase II; axon development. The record is from RefSeq and is a predicted model, not a curated record. The transcript has a single exon. Gene Ontology annotation, cellular component: nucleus. NCBI's taxonomy places the organism in Eukaryota, Metazoa, Arthropoda, Malacostraca, Decapoda, Palaemonidae.
AGGAGGAUGGAGGAGGAAGUGGAGUACGCGGGGCAGCGCGAAGACUUCCUGAGUGAAGACGACCACUCGCCCACCGACGCAUCCGAGGACAGUGUGGAAGUCAAGGUCACGCCCAUCAAGACCCACUACCGCCACUCGUCGCCGCUCAGCCGGCCGCCCUCAGCCGCCCACCACCACCACCACCACUUACUACCUUCCUCGCCUUUCAAGGGCGCGACUAUCGCCGCCGCCGCCCAUCACCACCACCACCGCCCGCGCUCGCCGCCCACCCACAAGUUCUACCACAAUUUCCGCAAGCACGCCCACGCCGCCGCCGCCGUCGUCGCCGUCGACCCCUGCAAGGAGCGGAGGAGUCCCCCGGAGGAUUACGACUUCGGCAGCUCGCGAGGGGGGUCUCCGCCCCCCCUCCCCGCCUACUACGACGAGAUCAAGCACUCUCCGCAAGACUUCUCCACAACCACCGCCUCCACCACCGGCAGAGCUUCUCCAAGGGUGAUUAGUCCGCCCAUUCCAGCCAGCAACGCCCACGCCCGACCCGCCCCCAGUCCGCCCGCCAGCCCCCUGGAGCCUCCCACGGGCGCGGCGCCCUGGUCGCCUGGGACACGCGGCGCCGCCGCUGCUCGCAGUCGCAGGAAGCCCGCUGAGCCGAGAAGGUUGUGCCAUGAAGGGAACAACAAUCAUCACAACAACAACAACAACAACAAUAUCAGCAGCAACAACAACAAACGCUGCCACAGCCCCGACGCUCCCCAUCGCAAGUCCGCCAAAGUCGCCCGAACCGACGGCAGCAGCGGGGUCGGCGUCAGCGUCAGCGUCAGCGACGACAAAAGCGUCGGGUCGUCCCCUUCCCCAGGGGCGCCGCCCCUCCUCGCCCACCACCCACUCCUCGGGCCACUGGCUCGGCCGCCCAUGGGCGCGUUUCCACCCCUUCUCUUGCCGCCGGCAUGGCCGCCCGCCGUGGCAGCGCAGUGGGGUUAUCCUCGGGUGGUGACCCCACUUGGGUGGGCGGGGUUGACCCCAGGGCUGACCCCGCAUCCCUACCCAAUGUUGCUGCCCCACCACUACCCCCUGGGGCGACCUCUGAUCCACCCACACCUCCACCCGGCGUCGCCGCCCUCCCCGAAGUCCCCCCCUCCUCCCCCUCCUCCAAGACCGCCCUCCGAGGAACAGGUCAAGGAGGAACUGCCCAUACCCUUGGUGACGAAAGUGCCCCACCCCGAUCCCCCCCUUUCCUCCAGUAGUACCUCUUCCUCGACGACCCACCACCUCCAUCAUCAUCAUCAUCAUCACGCCCACCACCCACUCCACAGUCACCCACACCCGAUCACCCGCGAAGUGAGCGUGGUCAAGAAAAUCGGGAAAGCGCCGUCCAAGUUCCUUAGCGUUGAAUCUCUAAUAGCGUCGGAUAGCAGCAGCACCAGCAGUCCGUCGAGGUGCCCCCGUCCGUCGGAAACCGUCCGUUCUGCGACGUCGUCGGCGCCCAAGGCGUCGUCGGCGCCGGCGCCGGCGCCAGCUACUGAAGUCGACGACGAGCUGCUGCUGCAGACGUCGGCGGGAUUAGGAGGCGACGACGACGACACGAUCCACACACUGCUGCAGCCCAACAAGCAGAAGCAGCGGAACUACAAGAACAUGACUCGGGAGAGGCGGAUCGAGGCCAACGCCCGCGAGAGGAACCGGGUGCACACCAUCAGCGCCGCCUUUGAGAAGCUGAGGACGUCCGUACCUGCCUACAGCCACAACCAGAAGCUGUCGAAGCUGUCUGUGCUGAGGAUCGCCUGCUCCUACAUCCUGCUGCUGUCGAGGCUUGCGGGGCACGACUACAGCGAGGGCGGGACCGAACCCUCCCUGGGCGAGUGCGUCGAUCUCACCACCAGGACUAUACAGGUGGAGGGGAAGGCGAAGAAAAAGAGAGACGAAUAGUGAAUGAAGUGCUGCACGCACCGUCGUCAUUUUGAUAUGUGAUAUGCCAAGUGAAUAGAUUAUUUUUCUCACUCACUCUCUCUCUCUCCAGCCACAUUUCGUUGGUCUAGAAGGGGCCUCGAGAAACGGCCCUCCUCACACAUAGGGGACCUUGACUAACAAUAAUAAUAAUCAACAUUCGGUCCCCCUCUCAAAGUUCCUCCUUUUUUUUUUAAUUAAGGUGACCUGAUAUACUAUAUAUAUAUACUAUCCCGGUUAUCUUUCAGUGACAGUUUCCUAUUUUCCUGUACCUCUUAUGGGUGACGUCAAAAGACACGAAAGGUCUCUCAGUGCCGCCGUACGUAAUCCCACCGCGACUACUCGCAUAUUUAUUUAAGUGUUUUUAAAAAGGAAAGAAAAAAUAAAAUAAAUAAAAAGGCGUAUGUAUGUAUGUAUCCCACAAGGGCAUUUUUGAUACUGUGGUGUGAUGGUCAAAGUACGCGAGAGAAAAUGUUCGUAUUGACAGGUGGAGAAUUUGAACAGGAAAAAAAAUAAUUAAAGGCAUUUUUUUCUGUUGUUUUCGCAAAAAAUACAAACUCGUACAUCGAUGCCUGUCACCACGACGAAAGAAUUUAUAUAUUUUCUUUCCAGGCUUCAAGCCUUCAAGAAGGUAGUAGUGCUAAUGGCUGAAAUAAACGCCGUCCCCGACUUCGUAGUGCAACUUGGCUUCCAACAAACUCGGAAGAGAAUAGAAUAGAACAGAGGAGAGAAGGAAAGAAGAAGAAGAAGAAGAGACCAGUUCGCCUUGAAUCUUAAUAAUCUCCCCUGGUUGGCGCCAGCAAAACUGCUGUGUUGUUCACGUGAGAGUGCAGCAUGCAGCAAGCGGCGGAGGACCGUUUGCUGCAUGCAGUUGGAUGAUAUCACUCUGGCGUCAUUCAUUGCGGACCAGUCGCCGUCCUAUUAUUAUAAUAAUCGUCUACUGUUGCUGCAGUAAACGUUUCUGUUUGGUGUCUUUUUCUUUCUCUCUCUCUCUCUCUCGCCUUCGUCAGCUGUAGCUGCUGCUGCUGCCUAGCAGUGUGUGUGUAUAUCUAUAUAUGUAUAUAUAUAUAUAUAU